AUGGUGGGCGACACGACGAACGAGGUUAUUCCCUGAAAAUUAACCAUCCCCAUCCUCUUUUUGCAUGACAAACACAGAAUUAAAUUUGCUACGUCUUUUGCAUGACAAAUCUCCUCGUCGUGAUCGACAAACUGAGAUCGGCGAUUCUAGUUGUGUUGCUGGUCCUGUGCCAGUUGCGGGGCAUGUUCGGGUGUUCCGGGCAGUGCUUAGUGCACCCCUCGGACCCCGCACCCCCCCGGGCUUUAGUCGCGCAGUCUGUUAAGCAUGACAAAUCUCCUGCGGCCGUAGCUGCUUGCGGCGACGGUGUAAACAAGGCUUUCGAUGUGGUGCAGUCGGGUAUGCAUGACAAAUUGGAUGGGGUUGCUUAAUUUUCAGGGGAUAGAGGUGGUCACGAUCUUCCAGAUGAACCAGGUAUUCCGGUCCGGAAGCGUUCCCGGAGUGGUGGAGGCACUGCUGGACACGUACGAGGAACAGAAAAAAGUUUGGCGCAUCACCAUCCGUGACAAGGACACCAAAGAGGAGCUCGACGUAGACGCCGGCUUCGUCUUGAUCCCUGAAAAGGUAUUACCACUAUCUACAAAUGAAAGGUCUUUGCAUUCAUCAAGCAUUCCCAUUCGUGUUUUUUGUUGGCACAUGAAAGAAAGAGGCCCCUGGGAGCAAAGCCGGGCAAGAAGCAGAGGCUGCAACGAUAACGAUGAACCAUCAAGAACUACCCUGAAGCGCUUUUAUUGUCCAAAAACUUCUGUAACUCCCCCAGGCCAACCUGACCCAAGUUCGCUCGGAAGUGCUCAGUGCGUCACAGGAGGACGAGGAGCUUCCGGACGCCGCGUCGUUCCUCGCCGAGGACUAUGAAAUCCUCAGGUUGGAAAUCCUCAAAGUGGAAAUGAUUUGCAAUGCAAAAAAACGACUCGAGUUGAAGCGGCAUGUGUAGUCGGCGCAUGACAAAUUUCUCGGGCACUUAAAGCAUGUCUGUCAUGCAGGUUAAGGCAAGGAGUGCCCUUCUGUCGUGCUACGUAGCACUCCAAUUCUUCACCCCUAGCAGGACAAUAGUCGGCCUCCAUUGCGUCCUCUGCAAUACACUCUUUUUUGCGUCGCAUUUCAUGCAUCACAAAUCAUUUCCACUUUGAGGAUUUCCAUUCUGAGGCUUUCAUAAGGUCCCCGGGAAAUUUACGUUCUAUCUUGACGACGGGAAGGCGCGCGUGAAGAAAACGCAGGAGAAGAAAGUCCUGAUAUCCGACGUGGAGAACGGACUCUGCGUCAUCCCUGACCCAGAGGAGAAAGAAGAAAAAAAGCCGGCGGCAGUGCACAUGGUGAAACUUGUUGUCGUCGGGGAACCGGAGCCGGAAAAAGAGGAGGCAACGCUGGACGCAGCGACGCUGGCGAGAAAGGGCCUGGCGCAGGGACAGCAGGCAAACCAGGCGAAUCAGGUGGAGCUGCAACAGAUCCUGCAAGACGACGUCAUGCUGCAAGCUCUCAGACAGGUAAACUACAACCAUGAGCAGCCGUGCAACUACAAGUUGUCACUUUUACGAAUUUAUUCACAUUUUUGGCUUCACGUUUUUUUUCGCUUGGUGAUGAAGUAGAGGACGGCGACCUCUCUACUUCCACCUCCCAAUACCCCAGGUUCUCACGUCCAAGGGCGGCCGGGUCGGGGAAGACGCUUUUUUUUUCCUGCAGCUUGCGCAGAAGAUACAAGGUUCUGGAGACGAAAAGAGGGGCGGCGUCUCGUUCGAGCAGUUGCAGAAAGAUUUCCUGACCGGCAAGAAUGCCAGUUUGGAAUUCAUCCUGAAAGAGGAACAGAGUCCGGAAGGUCUCUCCGCACAGCAAGCAGUCGAGAAGGCGGCUGAGUUGCUGAAGAAGGAGAUCGGCGGCGAACCGCUGGAGGCACUGAAGAAGGCCAUGAAGAAAGCGCCGCGGACCAAGCUCGGGAAGGGGAAGCGCGUGGUAAUCAUUGGUGGUGGCUACGGCGGCGCGGUGUUGAGUAGUAUGCUGCGGCAGUGCUGUCCGCAGGUGCACGUCACGCUGAUCGACCCGAAAGAGUACUUCGAGAACACGCCCAUGCAGCUCCGCGCCAUGGUGGUGAAGGACUACUUCCGGAACGGGAAUUACGUGAUGUACCGUGAUUAUCAAAUGCAAAAAUGUCUGGGUCUGGAAGAAUGCAACUUGUCAUGCUGUUUUUGGACUCUAAAAAAAUUUGCAUUGCAUGAACAGCAAGAGGAGCGGCCCAGUUUUUGCUACACGGACAGGGCAUUUCUCAUGCGGAAGGUGCAUCAGGAAGCCCUCUAAAAAGUCUGCGAUGCUAGGUCAAGCAUCACAGGCAUCACGGGUCAUGAGAAAUAUGCAUGACAAGCCUCCAUUCUUUCAGACCCAGACACUUUUGCAUUUGAUAGCGAUGUGCUCGGUUUGGAGAAGGGCGUGAACUCCAACGCCUCGGCCGCCCUGAUCUGCGGCAAGGCGGUCGAUAUUUGUUGAAAAUUUUCCACCAGCUGCCCCAUCCAAUUUUUGCGUGACGAGAAACUACACCGGCUCGAAAUAUUAAAAUCCAUGUUUUGUAUGAGAGAUUGGGUGCGGCGGAUGGUCAUUUAUUUUCAGGGAAUAGUGGAGAUCAACACGAACCACGUGGUGGUGGGCUCCAACAAGCAGAUUGUCCCCUUCGACUACUGCGUGAACUUCAGCGGCAGCGUGUACCACUCCGACAUCAAGACGGACACCAGUUCCGUCGACAGUCGGAUCGCCCGCAUGGACCAGGAACGGGAGAACAUCAUCGCGGCCGAACGCGUCAUGAUUGCGGGCGGCGGUGUCGUGGGCUGCGAGCUGUCGGCGGAUAUCAAGCACCAGUUUCCCGACAAGGAGGUCAUCCUGGUGCACGCCCACGACCAUUUAUUGCCACGGCUGCCCGGAGCGCACGCGGAAGUCAUGAAGCAAAUGGACAAACUCGGCGUCAAGGUUCCAUUUGAUGUUCUUGGGUUGAUCAUGUUGUUGCCUGACCUUGGUUCUUUCCGAGGUUUGUGUACUUUGUUGUAGAACAUCAUCAAGGCGGUCGAGCUACUGCUGCACUGUGUUCGUCUAAAUCUUCACCUUCAAAUAAUGUGCUGUACACAAGGGUCCUCGGUCCUCACAGUAAAAUUAUUUGCCACGACUUCUGUGCUUAGUGAAAUAGCCCAAAGCUUCAUUAUUUUUCCGACGAGGUCCAUGUCAAUGAGCGCGUUGUCGCGUACGGUGGGGGUGAGGAGUUCGAAACCGAGAGUGGGUCCCUGACCAUUCCGACACAAGGGACCCGGGUGUAUUGGUGCACCGGGUACCGUCCUGCGACCCAGCAUUUGCGAAAAUCGCAGGACGAAAAGAUCAAGUCCUCGGUCAACAAAGACGGCUUCGUCGAGGCCGAGAAGACGCUGCAGCUCAAAGGCUGCCCGCACGUCUUCGCGGGCGGGGACUGUCUCGCGGAGCAGUUUUUCGCCAACCGCGAGCGCAUGGCGCACUACGCAAGUCUGCACGCGGCCACCAUCUUGGAGAACUUAACGCGGAUUCUAGCGGGGAAAACACAGGACGAACUCGUCAAGUUUCAGGUCAGAAAAAUUCUAUGGCGGUUUGAUGUUACAUACUUUGUUCUCCACCUUGCCACGUAAAGCCAGUGCUAUAGCUUCCAACGUAUUCCUAUUCGUAGUGUGCUGCAAUAGUAACAUUUUUAGCAAUCCAAGGGAAACAAACAUGAGACCAAGAUACGAUUCCCGGAUUAUUAUUUUCUCUACCGAAAAUGGAAAAACUAAAACACUCAGACUCCGAAGAACAAUCGGUCGGUCCUGUUCGUGGAGCUCGGGAUGGAGGAUGCGUAUGCCUUCUCGCCGCCGGAGUACUCGAUGGUCUGGGGCAUGUUCGGCGACGAGCUUGCGGAGGCCGCGAAAACCUGCCUCAAGCCCUGCACGGGUGGCGGCCUCCCCGACGGGUUCAUGCACGGCCUGGUCACGGGCUUGGCCAAAGUGAAGGACCAGCAGUCCAAAACCUACAACGAGGCACUGGUAAAAGGCGGCAUCGCGGAGAUGUACAAGGGCUUCUGUCUCAUGCUGCAAACCUGGGACGAUCCGAUGGCAGAGAAUUAAUUUCAGAAUUGCUAACGGGACGAGAAGAAGUGUAGUUGCCGUUUUUACUACAAGCAACGAUUGUAUAUCAGGGCGCUCACCCCCAGCAGCACUCUAAAUCUUUUGGCGUUCCAAGAAGUGGCAGCGUUGCAAAGGAAGAGGAAGUGCUUCAAUAACAGUUAAGUUUAUAAGCUGGGAGAGGGGAGAGCCCGGGAGAGGCUGGGAGAGGCUGGGAGAGCUUCCGCAAAUUAGAAGGAACAGCGCGACUCGUUUUGUAAAUUUGCUUCAGGCUCGAUGGUAUGAUGUCUAUUUUACUGCAGUUCUUUUUAUAUAUAUGUAAGCGGUUUGGACGGCGCCCCUGUGGCGUAUUUCUAUUUGUGACUACUCGGCGCAGUUUUUGGGAUGGCGGAUGCCGCCGACAGGUGGCAUCUAGGGGGCGAAAAAUUCCUGCAUGCGUGUCCUCCACGCGGGCGGCCCCUGGGGCGCUGCUGUCGUUAUCCAUCAGGGAAAGUUGAAGCGGGCACUUCGAUUUUCCUUCGAUGAGGGAAAGCUGAAGUGGCCAAUUCAAAUUUCCUUCGAUGAGGGAAGGUUGAAGUGGUCACUUCAAUUUUCCUUCGAUGAUGGAAAGUUGAAGUGGCCACUUCGAAUUUCCUUCGAUGAGGGAAAGUUGACGGGGCCAUUUCAAAUUUCCUUCGAUGAGGGAAGGUUGAAGCGGUAACGUCGAUUUUCCUUCGAUGAGGGAAAGGCGAAGUGGCCACUUCAAAUUUCCUUCGAAGAGGGAAAGUUGAAGCGGCCAUCCCAAAUUUCCUUGCUUCGAUGAGGGAAAGUUGAAAUGGCAACUGCGAGCUUCCUUUGAUGAGGGAGCGUUGAAGUGGGCACUUCGAUUUUCCUUCGAUGAGGGAAAGUUGAAAUGGCCAUUUCAAAUUUCCUUCGAUGGGGGGAAGUUGAAGUGGCCACUUCAAAUGUCCUUCGAUGAGCGGGCGCGCGGUGCUCGUUUGCCUUCGAAUCGAUGCAACGCCAUUGGCUGCGUAUGGGGUGAGUGAAUGCGCGCGCGCAGCGCGCGCGCGAAAUUUUUUUUGGUUCUAUGGCUCUCCCUAUUAAAGUAUAAUAAUCAACACCAUACGCGGGGGAUUAGAUAAUCCAGCGAGUUUUUUUUUUGUGACGUGUUGGCGUUGCUGAUUUUCCUCUCCCAGGCUCUCCCAACCCAGGAAAAAGGGGGCUAUAAACUGUGCUGCAAUAAUAUCAACCACGUCGGUCCGAGUCUGCCUAUGCUGACUGACAGCACUGACGCGCUUCCUACCCAGGUAGAGCAGCUUCGUUGUCACGUCGUGUGCUGCUUACAAGAUAAUAGUGCUGGAUGAAUAUGUCCAAAAUGUCGGCUAUUUUCAUCUACAUCUAGUUCUUGCCGGCACCAAGAACAUGACUCCAGCUCACCGGCGUAACAAGGCGGAGAAAAAUGUUUUCCUGACGUUGAGGCGUGCGGCUUCACUUUCACUUUCUCCUGUCGGCGCGUAAAACCGAACAGCGGCUGAAGCAUCUGCAUCAACACUGCAUAGGACGAACGCAGGCGUACGGGAAAUUACUCAUACUGUUUAGUUGAUAUUUUCACCCCGUAGCCGAUGCCGACGUACUGUUAGCUAAGCUUUCUUACCCUCAAUGAAAAUGGUAUGCGUAUGGCAUUUAUGUACACUCCUAUCGGGUGCACGUUCACAGAUAGAAUCAUGGCCACGAGAACAUGUAGGAUCGAAGAUCUGAUUCUGAAUGGAUCAUGUGCGAACAUGAGUUGGAAAUUCAAAUUCGUGGAGCUAGACGGAGACUCGGCCUCGCCUCACCUCAGGCGGCGUUCUAUUUCGAGGCGCCAAGUCGUGGCGCAUAAGCUGCAGACGAAUCAAGAAAAGCACUCGGAUCGCACUGCAGAGGGGGCUAGGGAUCGCGUGUAGAAUGUCACGGGCUUCAUUCUCAAAUGCCAUGGCUUUGCUCGCACAGAGGCCGGAAAUUCUGUAACGUGGGCGCGCGGUGCGCAGCAUGGCCGGUGACGGAAGAUCCUCUUCAUGGCUUUGGGGUAUGCGCGAUUUUGAAUAUUUCACAGGGAAGCAUCUGCUUUGAAAAAAGCGCAAUUUGAAAAAUUCAGCAAUUUUUGAUUAGCACGUAAUUUGUUUUUCAAUUGUCCGUAAUUUGUCCGUAAUUUGCGCGUAAUUAAUUUUCAAAGGAUUUCAACGGGUUUCGGGCACCCCAAAAAUUGCCCGUAAUUGAAAAAAUUAAUUACACCGACAAAUUACGGAUUUUCAAAAAAAAAUCACACUAAGAAUUACACUUUUUUUCGGGCCCUUUUUUAUUCAUUUUUUCCGGAAAAAACACCGGGGUUUUGCCUAUUCAAAACAUCGGGACGAACAAAAGGUACGAGGGCCCAAUCUGGGGCUUGAGCUUCUCAACCAGCACCGGUCGCGAGCUAGCUCAGCAAGUAAGCAAGUGGCUGUGGGGCUUGGGAAGCCGGUUCAGCGGUUAUGUGGCCUCCUUUAUUUUCAAUCCAUUGCGCAGGAUAGUAAGACGCAUGGGCCCUCAGGAGGUGAUCUGCCUCGCCAAUUUAUGACGCCCUACCCGGGCCUUAACCUUUGGGCUGCCGCGUUUUUUCCUUUUCGCUGGCCAAAUCAGCUGCCCGAUACAAAAUUACGUACUUUUUAUCGCGCAAUUAGAAUUGCCGAAUAUGUUUGCUCGGGCUCGUCCCAUUGAUGGAAAUUGAAAUUCGUGGAACUUCUAGAUGCUGGAUUGCCUAUGCUUUUGUAGAAUGUUGAUGACGUUUUGUACGAAGAUGAAAAUGUUGUUUCUCUUCUCCUCCUGGUGGUGGUCUACUGAAAGAAGCAAGAGUCAUUACGCAAGAUGAAAAUUAGCAAAAUCUAAAUCAUAAUCCGAGAAGCCGCUGCAGCAAUACACGUUUGAAAUCGAUGCUCUUGUCCAUGUC
Molecule: messenger RNA, 7035 nt
Organism: Amoebophrya sp. A120
Lineage: Eukaryota; Dinophyceae; Syndiniales; Amoebophryaceae
Source: the annotation of a GenBank genome assembly